AUGCUUGUUGUCCCCGUUCUUAAGAGGAAAGUUCCUCUGAAGAAGAAGUCCGGUCAGGCCUCCAGUUCUCACCCGUCCGACUCGACCACCACACCACGUGAUCAUUCGACCUCCUCCAUGGAGCCGCAACCUCUUUCAUAUGAGCACCCACACCCAGUCUCUUCUCCUGUCGAUACCACCACGCCUGUGAUCGAACUCAUUGCCUCCCCGAACCUUAAUCUGGUCAAGGAGGAUCAAUUUAAACGCCCCUUCACUGAGGAGAGUGGGGGGCAUAAUAAGCGUCUCCGAGUUGAGGAGACGACUGAUGCUGCGCGCUUCUCCAUCUCUUCCCUGAAUAAGGGUUUGAUCGAGCUGGUUCCUCUGGUCGAUCAAGCCCUCUUGAGCGCCAACCAAUCCAUCCCCUUGAUUGAGCAGGGGUACUGCAUUCUUCGAAACAAGAUUAACGACCUAACUCACCGACGCCAGGAGCUCCGGGAGCUGCUGAAGGACGAAAAGCUAAAGGUUAAGGCCCUCGCGGCAGAGAAUGGAGCCCUUGAGGAGGAGAAGAAAACUCUUGAGGCUACGCUCAAGAAGAAGAAACGCCUGACUGAUCUAGCUGCAUUGCGCACUCGUCAGAUGGAACACCACGAGCAGGUGGUGGCCGACUUUAUGCGGUCACCUUUAUUUCUGAAGGAGUUCGCCCUAGAGAAAGCGGGCAAACAAAUAGUUGAGGAUGAAUUUGAGGAGCUCGAUGUCGAGGCCAUAUGGGAUGCCAUGCCCAAGGCCAUGUUCGAGUCUAUCUGUCAACGACCAUUAUCGAACAUGGCCGAAUCCACCUCUGGCUCGAGUCAGCAAAUCGAGCAGCAGCCCCAUCCUACCCUCGAGCUAACUCCUUCAGAUCUUCAUGUUAACUCCGAGCAAACCUCCCAAAUCUCAAUGCGACUGCUCCUUGUGCAUUUUGUAAUUUUAUUUUUCAAGCUCGAAGAGGCCAAGCAAUCCAUCAAGCUCGCGACGGGGCGUGACGUCAAGGUCUUCAGCGUUGACGCCAGGGACUACGACGCCGUCAAGCGCGCUGUGGAGGAUGCCGGCCCGAUCGACGUUCUCGUGUGCAACCAUGGGGUUUACAUCCCCCAAGAAGUCGAGCAUCAAGAUAUGGAGGAGAUCAAGUUCAUGAUCGAUGUGAAUCUGACGGGGACAUUCCACCUGAUUAAGGCCGCCUUGCCCCGUAUGAAGCAGACUCGGGCCGAGCGUGGACCCGGUUCCAUUGCGAUCAUGUCUUCCCAGGCUGGUCAGGUUGGCAUUUACGGUUAUGCAGCUUAUUCAGCCAGUAAGUUUGGCCUCAGGGGUUUGGCAGAAGCACUUCAGCAUGAGGUUAUAACAGACAACAUUCAUGUGUCCCUCAUUUUCCCUCCAGACACCGAUACUCCCGGAUUUGCUGAAGAGUACAAAAGGAGACCUCAACUUACUAGCAUAAUAGCAGCUUCCUCUGCCGCUCAGAAAGCAGAUGAUGUUGCCCAAAAAGCUCUGGAUGGGAUUCAGUCUGCCUCGUUUAACGUUAACUGCAAUCUAUUGGGCAUUAUGCUUUCUGGUGCAACUGCUGGACUGUCCCCACAGAGAUCAUAUCUGAUGGCAUUCUUGGAGGUUAUGACUGCUGGUUUAAUGCGUGUUGUUGCCCUGUUUUUGCAGUGGAGUUGGUUUGCAGAAAUUGAGAAGUUUCACGCAAAGAAAUAGUUUGUCACAUGAAGUUCAAAAAUGGUUUACUGAGCUGUGCAAUGAUUUGCUCCAUACUGGAAAAAGUACAAAAUCGGGUUUGGAGACAAUUUAGUGGCAUAUGUUUUUGGUUCUUGAAACUGUCAAUGAGUAUUGAUUAGAUAUUUUCACUUGUGGCUGUUGUGGGUUUGUUGAAACUUUAACUUUGAACUUCCCCGUUUUGGAAGAUGAAGCACAUUUGUUUCUUGCAUGUUCUUAUUAGUCAAACCCCAGCAAAUUCUCUCAAUAGUAAGAAGAAUCUUGAUUUCUAUGUGAUGAUGCGUCUGAUUUUUCUGAAGCUAUUAAUCGUUCUAAGCUUUUGAGCGAUCUCUCUUUUGCAAAGAAUUGCUUGAUUUGGGAAUGGAUCAAAAUGCAAAUGUGAUUUGAUCUCCUUGCUACUUGUUGAGUGUUUGCGGAGACAUAUACUGUGAACAAGUGAUUUUAUUAUUGCAGGCAGGCAAAGUUGAGACACAAACUGGUGGUGUUUGCGAACUGAAGUUGAAAAUUCUAAACCAACUCCCUAUAUACUUAUAUGGAGCAAAAAAAUAAAAUUUGUUAUCCAAUGUUUUCCAAAGCAAACAUUACCGAAGCUAGAGAAGAAAAAGUGCACAACAGAACAAACAAGAAGACAGGGCAGCUCUAGCAUUGAUCUUAAUCUAUACUGAAUCGUUUUUUGUACAAAUCCAAUACGUCCCAUUCAAACAAGUCGCCACGUAAGAAGACACAAAUAACACGUGGCAACCUGGCAUGCCCUUCAACUGUUUCCAACUCUCAGCAGCAUGAAGAGUGUCGAUUCAUAAGUUGGCUAAUCUUAUUUGCUUUUUCUUUUUCCUUCAAUAUAAAUACAUGCUAAGAGUUCAAAUAAAUCAACAUAUAUAUAUAAUUAGUUACUAACACGUACACAUAAAAAAAAUGUGUUUUCUCUGUGGUUCGAUAUUAAAGAUUUAAGCAGAUAUAAUAAAAAGGGAGAUGGCAGCUGAGGAGCAGAAGUUUCCGGCACAAAGGCAGGAGGAGCAGCCCGGAAAACAGCACCUGAUGGACCCUAUUCCACAGACACUUAACCCUGAUUACAAACCCACCAACAAACUCCAUGGCAAGGUGGCUCUGGUGACGGGAGGCGACUCAGGCAUCGGACGAGCCGUGUGCUACCUCUUUGCCAUGGAAGGUGCCAGCGUGGCCUUUACUUACGUGGCUGGCUUCGAAGAAAAAGAUGCCAAGGACACCCUCAAAAAGAUCAAAGAGCUCAAAGCUCCAGACACAAAAGACCCAAUUGCCCUCCCUGCAGAUGUGGGGUUCGACGAGAACUGCAAGCUGGUGGUGGACGAGGUCAUCAACAACUUUGGACACAUAGACAUCUUAGUCAACAAUGCAGCCGAGCAGCAUGUGACGAGAACGGUCGAGGAUAUAGACGAAAAUACCCUCGAGAGGAUCUUUCGGACCAAUAUCUUCUCACACUUUUUCUUGACCAGGCACGCGCUGAAGCACAUGAAAGAAGGAAGCAGCAUAAUCAACUCGACAUCGGUGGUGGCCUACUGUGGGUCCCCAACUUUGCUCGACUAUUGUUCCACCAAAGGAGCCAUUGUGGCCUUCACACGUGGCCUUGCCCUUCACCUCAUUCACAAAGGUAUUCGGGUGAAUGCCGUGGCUGCCGGGCCCGUGUGGACCCCACUGCAGGUGGCUUCCAUGCCAGAAGAGACCUCCACAAAGAUCGGGUCCGAGACUCCCAUGGGCCGGGCCGCCCAGCCCCACGAGAUUGCCCCGUCUUAUGUCUUCCUUGCAUCAGACGACUCGUCUUCCUACUUCACGGGCCAAGUCCUGCACCCUAAUGGUGGGAUGAUCGUCAAUGCAUGAUGAAGAGACUAAUGGGAAGAGAAUGACUUGGAGAUUAGAGUGUUUGGUGAUUUGGAUUGUACAUACAUAAAUAAAUAAAUAAAUAAACGGAUGUUUAUGUAAAAAGGAGCUGGUGUUUAUAAAGUCUGGCUGAGUUCUUGGGGCUAAAUUUGUUGUACAAUAAUAAUAAUAAUGCAAAUAAAAAGCCAGAUUAUGAAUUUGUUGUCAACUAUUUACAUAAUUA
This is a messenger RNA of Striga asiatica, 3802 nucleotides long. NCBI's taxonomy places the organism in Eukaryota, Viridiplantae, Streptophyta, Magnoliopsida, Lamiales, Orobanchaceae. The record is from the annotation of a GenBank genome assembly.